Rubroshorea leprosula is the source of this 986-nucleotide messenger RNA. The record is from the annotation of a GenBank genome assembly. Lineage: Eukaryota; Viridiplantae; Streptophyta; Magnoliopsida; Malvales; Dipterocarpaceae.
AUCAUGAUUUUGAUAUUGAUUCAUCUUUGCUCCUUCCUCUAUGCAGAUCUCUGAGCUAUCUCUGGUGGGCUUCGUUAUUGGCUAUCCAUUUGACAGACAAAGAAAGGCUCCUGAUGCUAUGCAAGUGAAGAUAUUCAUUAAUGAGCUAAGUAAGAUGGGAAAACUUGAUGGUGUGAAGUACACUUUCUGGAAUGAGUGCUUUACACCAAAGAAUCUAGAACUGCUGUAGAGCCCUUGAAUUUGCACCCAUUUCAGUUGAAGACAAUAUUUGACAAAUUUGCUGCUGUUCAGAUUCUCCAGGUGUACAUGGAUUAUGUGAACAAGAAUGUGAAGUUGGACAAUACCGACUGAGAUAUCUUUGACUAUAUGCAGCUGGAUACCUUGAGCAUUCUAUCAAUCCAACAUCAUCAGCGUAAGAAGAGUGGCUUUGAACUUUGAACUUUGAACUUUGAACUUUGAACCCCAAGGGAAGGUUCAGCAUCCCAUCAAUGCUGUUAUUCAUUACAAGGUCUCAUAUGAUAUCCACAUCCAAGCCAGGCAUCCCAAAAAAAAAAAAAAAAUGGAAUGCUGUAGGCUGUAGUUGCCAUGGAAUUGUUAAAACUGUUUCAAUUCCUGUUGCAACUGUAGUUCAAGGACCAUCAAGGGAAACUUCAACUCUGAUGAUUAUCUUGGUAAACCCACCAUUGUAUUUGUCCCAGAAUCCAUAUAGUCAUUUUAUAUGCCUUUCUUACAGGAACACUGGAGAGAACAAUUGUUCUUGAACUACUGAUUGAUUCAUAUUCAUAAUGCUUUCAAGCUUAAUGUUCAUACACAUGAACUCCUCCUUGUACAUGCAUUGAAUUCAAGCCCACAGAAACGAAUCCAGCUCAUAGAGGCCCAUACCCCCCAAAGUUAGGAACCGUCAAGGCCACAUCACUUUCCUUGCAGCUGCCUCGGGAACACUAUUACUACCUCUCCCUUUUAAAUAAUAAAUAAAUAAAUAUUAC